Messenger RNA from Centruroides sculpturatus (bark scorpion), 1399 nucleotides. RefSeq lists its product as uncharacterized. Bases 66 to 749 code for a protein of 227 amino acids. The record is from RefSeq and is a predicted model, not a curated record. Lineage: Eukaryota; Metazoa; Arthropoda; Arachnida; Scorpiones; Buthidae. The transcript is spliced from 5 exons.
CUAGUUUCUGGCAUUCUAUAGAUCUGUUAAGCUCAGUCUUACAUUGCAUUACACAUUGAGUGAGGAUGAAAAUCAUUUUUUUAUUUGUUAUUUUCUUUUCAAUAGAGGCAGCAAGCAACGACAAAAAGUGUAGACUUGAGGUUGCAGCAAAAUGUCUAAUGGAUAGACACAAAUUUAUUAAAGAUUACGGAACUGUUCUUCCAACAAACGAAAAAGAAUUGAUCGGACAAUGCAGGGCGUUAGAAGAACUAAGAAAUUGUUUAUACAACUUCAGUCAAAAUUGUCAAACUUCAAUGGAUAGAAUUGUUAUGGAAUUUUCUUUUUCUGGAACCGGAAAGAACAUGGAAGAUUUUUGUAAUCCGGACGAACAAUUUUAUAAAAAUUAUUUGCAAGAAGCAGAAUGCAUUAAAAAUAACAUUGGAGUCUGGUCAUCUUGCUUUAAAGAUAACUUGGCUUCUUAUGAAUACGCACUGGAAGACACUUCUGGAUCUAAAUUCCUCAUAUUUUGUUGUGGGUUACGCCGAUUGAGAAGUUGCGUAUCAGACAACUUUCAAAGUGCAUGCAGCAGUACAGUAGCAGAUUUAAUGAAAAUGCAGGUAGAAUUCGUCUUCUCAGAAUGGAUCGUUGAAAUGUGCUUGCUCUAUGCUGAAUCGGAAACAUGCCCAACUCUACCCACAGGAGACGAUUUAAAAAGAACGUAUAAACCAGGAUACUUUGCAAAUUACAUCGAAGCUUUUACUCAAAAUUAAAAUCUUCGAAGACCAAAAAUUUCAUUUUGACAAUUAGAAAACUUUUAAAUUGUUUUAAAGAUUUUCUAUUGGUGUAGUUACAUUAAUACUAGUAGUCGAUUAUUAAUUAUGCAUUAAAAUAUAUAGGCCAAUAUUUGCAACUAAGAUUUCAAUUUGAUAAUACUUCAAGGUUGAGGCAAUCAAAAUGUAAACAUUGUUUUUCAUUUCCCUGCAUAUUUUUCAAGUUUUUCAUAUUAGAUUUGCCAGUUUUGAAUAAAAUUUGUGUUUUUUAAAAAUCAAUUUAUAAACAGAAUUUUAUUGAAAACUAAAUUUCAUGUAAAAGUUUAGUUUUUUAUUUCUUGUUAGCAAACUAAACUUUGUUACCAAGAAAAAUUCAGUUUUCGCAAUCAAUUUUCAAGAAAUAAAUUUUAAAACUGAACUUUGAUUUUAUAAUUUAUGUCAAUUUCGAAUUUACAAAUGAAGUAUGUUAUUUUUAUAAUCUAAGAAGGAAUUUAAAUUAUAAUAAAUAAAGAAUUAAAAACAAGGUUUUUGAAACAGAUCCAAGAAAUUAUAAUAUCACUGCUAGUAUAAAUAUUAUUUUGUUGAGGUUUGCAGUGGAUUUACUAUUAUUCAUGUAUUUGUAUGAAUAAAAUUAUAUAAAACUUUAAAAA